Messenger RNA from Oncorhynchus masou masou (cherry salmon), 665 nucleotides. RefSeq names its product elongation factor 1-delta-like. Gene Ontology annotation, molecular function: translation elongation factor activity; guanyl-nucleotide exchange factor activity. NCBI's taxonomy places the organism in Eukaryota, Metazoa, Chordata, Actinopteri, Salmoniformes, Salmonidae. Gene Ontology annotation, biological process: translational elongation. The record is from RefSeq and is a predicted model, not a curated record. Bases 99 to 638 code for a protein of 179 amino acids. Gene Ontology annotation, cellular component: cytosol; eukaryotic translation elongation factor 1 complex. The transcript is spliced from 6 exons.
UAAAGUCAGCGCUCCAAGGUAGAGGACGAUCUCGUCCCCAGAAGCGCCAGCACAGGAAUUCUUCCUCAGCCAGUGGGGACCAGGAGUUGGUGUCUCGUAUGAAGAGUCUGGAGCUGGAGAACCAGGGACUGCACAAAGUGGUGGAGGAUCUGAGAGCAGCCUUGUUCAAGCUGGAGAACAGAGUCCGGGUUCUGGAGAGGAGCCCAGCUGUUCCCUGUGCCAAGGCGGUGGCUGUUCAGUCUGCGAAGGAGGAGGAUGACGAUGAGAUGGACCUCUUUGGGAGUGAUGAGGAGGAUGAAGAGGCAGAGAGGCUGAAGGAGGAGAGAAUCGCUGCUUACGCUGCCAAGAAGUCUAAGAAACCAACACUCAUCGCCAAGUCCUCUAUCCUGCUCGAUGUCAAACCUUGGGAUGAUGAGACAGACAUGUCUAAGUUGGAGGAGUGUGUGAGGUCUGUUGUAGCUGAUGGUCUGCUGUGGGGUCAGUCCAAGCUGGUUCCCGUGGGUUACGGCAUAAAGAAGCUCCAGAUCGGGUGUGUUGUCGAGGACGACAAGGUGGGGACAGACCUGCUAGAGGAAGAGAUCACCAAGUUUGAGGACUAUGUCCAGAGUGUCGACGUGGCUGCCUUCAACAAGAUCUAAGCCUCUCCUCCCUCCUCUCCCUCUCUC